UUUUUCCAACCGCCAUUAAAAUAUAUUUAUAUAAAAAACUACUAUAAGUGAACGGCGAGGGUUCAGAAAAUUCCAACGUUAAAUUCUUCUAACUUGUAAGAGUAUAUUAUUCGCAGUUUUACACCGAUGAGAGUAUAAACAUUAGCCUGUCGGUUGUUAUUACAGAGCUGGGUUUGUUAUAUAUAUAUAUUGCAUUUAAGUGCAUCAUUAAAUUCAGUAGCCACGAGGUGACCUGUUAGAUUGUCUGAGUUCACGACCACCGCUGCGAUGCCUGAUUAUAAACCAGGUGUAUUUAGUCUGUUUUUAUGUUUAAUGUGGUUUUACAAACUGUAUUUCUGGCGCUUUUGAGACUCGAGCUGGCGCAAGUGGACACUUCUGGACAAGGCCUAGUCCUGCGGCUUGGACUGUAUUCUUCCUCACUUAUUUCUCGUUGUGAUGUGACCGGAUCAGGAACCGCUUGUAAUUAAACGCUAUUCCCAGUUCAGAGCCUGAAAGGCACCCAAACAGAUAAUUCUGUUUGAAAACUAGCAAGUGACUCCAUCAGCUAUGGAGGAGAUUGUGAGCCCUGAGCUAGCUCAAACUCCUAAGCCUGAGUCCAGCCAGGAUUUGGAUUCCAGUUCACAAGCUCCAGCUGUCGUGGCAGAAGAGGAAAACGACAACAAGGGUGAGACAGGCCAAAGUGAUGCCGUUUGCAAAGACCAAAUAGAGGACUUGGAGAAAUCAGCCAAGAACUCCACUGAGCUUAAGAAAACUUGGGGUUUCCGAAGGACCACCAUUGCAAAAAGAGACAUGGCUGGAGAGACAGCAGGCAUAACGGAGAGUCCUGGAGCACCGGUGCGACGAAGCGGCAGGCAGGCCAAGCGCACUGAUAAGCUCGAGGAGUUCCUGGUGACGGUCAAGCGAGGGAGAGGAGCAGCAAGACGUAGCGCCCCCGCUCACCUGGAAAGUGGAGAUCCACCAUCUGAAACCGCAUCAGAGGCCAGCUUUGACGGAAACGCUGAGCUUAAAGUGACCGAAAGCAAAACAUCCCCAGCGAGGAGGACAAGAGGGAGGGGCAGGGGAAGGGUAACCCCCAAGCCCAAAGCUGACAUGGCUGGCUCAGCCAGUGAUGACGAUAGUUCAGAGAACGAAGAGAGGGUGACAAAAACAACGCAGGAAAAGCUUGAGAUAGAGACUGGUGCAGAGGAUGCCAUGACAGAGGAAGUCAUAAAAGAACUGAAGCCAGAAGAAUCAGAGAAGCAAGAUGAAGAGACGAAUAAGGAGGAAGUGUCUGCCAACACAAGGCAAUCAAGAAGUCCUUUGAAAUCGGGCCCCAAAAGAGAAGCCAAGCCUAAAGCAGGUGCCUGCAAAGAGAAGGACGAGGAGGAAGAAGACGAGGAGUCGUCGUCAUCGAGCGAGUCUGAUAAUGACGGUUAUGAUCCAAAUGCACUUUACUGCAUCUGCAGGCAGAAACACAACAAAAGGUUCAUGAUCUGCUGUGACCGCUGUGAGGAGUGGUUCCACGGAGACUGCGUGGGCAUUACGGAGGCACGCGGCCGCCUAAUGGAGCGCAACAGUGAGGACUAUGUGUGUCCCAACUGCACAGGCAGGAAAGCCCAGAGCACCAAGCCUUCUAUCUUGACAACAGGUGCUGAAACCAGCAAACCUCCUGCUACUCCUCUUGCUGUUCGCAAGGCAGAGCCCAGUCCAGCUGUUAGCCAAGCCAAUGUCCAAGCACUUACAACUGCUGCUGGUCCGUCUCCUUCUGCUACUGCUUUUCCUGCUACUACAGCUGUUCCUGCUGCAGAAGAAAAGACCGGGGAAGAAGUCGGCAUCAAGGGCAGGAUUGAGAAAGCUUCUAACCCAAGUGGCAAAAAGAAAAUAAAGAUUUUCCAGCCGCAGGUGAUGACGACUGCAGAGGAAUCCUCUCUCCCCAAGUGCAUCGGUCCUGGCUGUGAGAGGGACGCUUUGCCUGACUCGGUGUAUUGUGGUAAUGACUGCAUCCUCAAGCAUGCGGCUGCUGCCAUGAAGACCAUCACUACUGACAGCAAGGAGACUAAACCCAAGGACAAGCCCAAGCCAAAAAUCCUGAAAAAGCCUUCAGUCGUAUCGACAGUCAAGAGUUCGGUUCCCGAGCGAAGGAGCAGCCGGAGGUUCGCCGACUCGUCCAGCAAAGCUCAGGAGGAGUCUGUGGAUUCAGAAGGCCACGAAGAUGAAGAGGAGGACGAAGAAGACAGAGUUGCAGAGGAGCAUCCGCCACCCCCAGCCAUGUCGUCCUGGUCCAGCGACCAUAAUUACAUUGCAGUAGCACCAGAAAAGACUACAGCAAUAGCACCAACUGUGUUAAACAAAGCGUCAGCUACUCAGAAAGAUGAGGAAGACAAAACAGAAGAAAGUGAACCAGAAAAGAAAGAGCCAGCUCCUAUUGAGAAGAAACCCCCAGCAGCAACGGUGUCUCCCAAAGGAGGCAAAAAGUCCCUAGGCCAGAAGAUGGCCAAGCAUGGCCCAGUCUUGAUGCCCAAAGGCAAAACAAGCACUAGGUCCUCAAGCAGUGCCAAAGACCUGAAAAAACAGUCUCCAACCCAAGGCAAAUUGGUCAAAUCCAAAAAACCAGCACCACCCCCUCCUCCCAUUCCAGUCUUCUCUUCUUCUGGUCCUCCUGGAUCAUCACGGCUCCAUCCUACUGGUGCACUGAGCGUUGGCAAGAGUACCUUCACCAUCCCCAAAAAGCAGCCACAGUCUGGGGUGAAGGAAUCUGCAAGUUCUGGACCCUCUUCGGCUUCCAAGAUGCCUCCUGUGUCCGUGCCCUCUAGCUCCCACAGCCAGCCAUCGGCAUCCAAGUCCACGCCACCAGCAGCACCUCUCCCUCCACAAGCACCUCCGAACAACCAGAUGAGGUCCAACAUCCGUCGAUCGCUCACUGACAUUCUGUACAAAAGGGUGAGUGAUAGCGAUGAUCUCUCCAUGUCUGAGAGCGAGGUGGGCAAGCUGGCUGUCAGCAUCGAGAAAGAAAUGUUCAAUCUGUACAUGAACACAGACAGCAAGUACAAGAACAAGUACAGAUCCCUCAUGUUCAACCUCAAGGACCCUAAAAAUAAGGGCUUGUUCUAUCGUGUGAUUGGUGGAGAGGUCAGCCCGUUUCGCUUAGUGAGACUCAGCCCUGAAGAACUGCUCUCUAAAGAGAUUUCUGAUUGGAGGAAAGCCGGUACCUCUGAGAAUCUGGAUCCUAGUGGAAGGACCCAACCAGGGCAGUCCAAAGUUGGAUCCAAACAGGAUGCAGCUCCCCCUGAUGUUGACAUGGAAGAAGCUCCUUCCAUGUCUGAUGGAGAUGAUCAUCAGGAGUCCCACCCUUCUGCCACACCUCAGAGUUCUGCUUCUACUGGGAAAAGCAGUGCUGUCCCAGAUAUCUUGAGCAACAUGUUGAAAGACACCACGGCGGAACACAGGGCUCACCUGUUUGACCUUAACUGCAAGAUCUGCACAGGUCAGAGGUCAGCGGACGAUGAGCCAGCAGCCAAAAAGCCCAAAAUGUCACUUCCGAAAAAACAAGACCCUCCUGAAAAACCCAAAACGGAGCAACGACCCUCCAAGGUGCCAGCAGACCAACCGAAUGUCUCCUACUCUGUCAGUGACGUGUCUACACCUCUUCAAACAAGUAGCGUGGAAGACAAGAGCAGCACGGUGCCUGUGGUCAUGCCGGCAGUUUCUUCUGUCACUAUAAGCCGCCGUGACCCUCGUACUGCCGGCCACCGCUCCUCUACAUCUCUCGCGCAGACUGAGCCUGAUGUCAGUAUGCCUGUUGGGGCACCAGUCAGUGUACCUGUUGUGACCCCUCUGCCCCCUGAAGCCCCUGUGGUGGAUACGAAGGGGCCGUUGCCUAUGCCACCUCCAGCUCCGGUAGCUCUGCCUAAACCUGUGAUGCCAAAACAAGACACUUCAACAGAAUCGCGGCACUACGGGGCCAGCGCAUCCAGCAUGACCGAGCUCCCUCCUGAAGGAGAGACUGCUCUGUUCCUGUCAGGACAGGAGAUUAUGUGGAAAGGAUUUGUCAACAUGCACUCUGUUGCCAAGUUUGUCACGAAGGCCUACCUGGUUUCGGGAUCCUUUGAGCAUCUCAAGGAGGACUUGCCUGAUACCAUUCACGUUGGUGGUAGAAUAUCACCACACACAGUUUGGGACUAUGUGGGUAAAUUGAAGACUUCAUUGUCAAAAGAGCUUUGCCUUAUUCGUUUCCAUCCAGCAACCGAAGAGGAGGAAGUUGCGUACGUCUCCCUGUUUUCUUAUUUCAGCAGCCGCAAGCGGUUUGGUGUAGUGGCCAACAGCAACAAACGAAUCAAAGACCUUUACCUCAUUCCACUGAGCUCCAAGGACCCUCUGCCUACUAAACUCUUACCUUUCGAUGGACCAGGUCUCGAGCCAGCUCGUCCGAAUCUCCUGCUUGGGCUGUUAAUUUGUCAGAAAGACAAGAAACGUGCUGGAGCCCCUCUGGAAAGUGAGGAAAAACGUUCUAAAACACAGCGAGAUGAUGAGACAGGCCUCCCAAAACCAAUCGUUGUUAACAAAACUGAUAAAGCCACGCGAAUCAGUCAGGAGCCCAUAAGCACGACUCCGCCUGGAACUCCACCCCCUCUCAGCAGUUCCGAGUCCUCAGUUGGUCCACUUGCAUCAUCAGUGUUUUCCAUCUUGUCCUCUGUCAAGGCACCUGUUGUCACCACAAGUGCAGGCGGUAAUUCCCCAUCAAGUACGGCCACUCCAGCGGUUCCUGCCGCAUCUGCCACUCCUCUUCAGACCAUCCUAAAAACGUUGUUUGGUAAGAAGAAGGAUUCUGAAGCUUCUCAGUCCCCUACAGAUCGAAGUUCAACUGAUGUUUCUGUUCCUCUGCUGGAUCCGAUAGUUGAGCAGUUUGGCAUUGCAAAAGGUAAAAAUGUAGAUGAACAAGAGGAUGAUAGGCCAUAUGACCCAGAAGAAGAAUAUGAUCCCAGUGUUGCAUAUGGUAAAGAAAAGCCUGAUGAUACUGUGGUCUCUAAAAGCACAACACAAACUGAGGUCAGAACUGGUAUGGUAGAUGAUGUUGCAUAUGACCCUGAAGAUGACUCCAUUUUUGAGGAGGUGAAGGGUGAUCCAAGUUCCAAGAAGCACCUAGAGGAACAGGACCAGCAAAUGCCUGACGCUAAAUCUCUCUUAGCCAACACUCAGUUGCUUCAACUUGGUAAAAAGGUCGAGCAGUUGGUUGCAAAAAGCACAGCCACUACCCCAGUUAUUAAUCAGAGACGGGAUCCCAGGCAGAGUAGGGAUCCUAGACAGAUGAAUGCCAGUCAGAGGCUAAGCUCAGAUGAUUCUGUAGAGAAGGAAGAGGCUCCUGCUGUUACGUCUUCUAAUUCUACUACUUUGAGUAAUGCGUCUGCUGUUACUACUACUUUGAGUAAUACUGAUGCUACAGCUACUUCUACUACAAUAACGGACAAGCCUCCCCUUGACAUUGCUGCAAUACUAGACACAUUAACAUCACAACAGCCUAAAGUCUUAGACACUCCGUUACAAGAUGCUUUGAAUGUAGAACCAACAGAACCUUGUGCAACCACAGAUGCGUCACCAUCACAAGAUGACGCUAAUGUUGACGUGCAAAAAUUGAAUCCAACUGAUUCCCAAGUCGAGUCAUCCAAGCCAGAAGAGGAAUCAAACAGUGAAGAGGUGCCUUUCUUGGAUGCAGAUAGCACAGAAAUUCCACUUUUAGGGGAAAAAAUAGACCCUGAUCUCGUAGAAAGUUACCUGGACACAGAACCUAAAGAAAGUCCCAAAGAAAAUGAUGUUCCAUUUGAAUCAGAAAAUAAGAGUUUUGAAGAAAUUUGGCCUAAUUCUGCAACCAUUUUAAAAAAAGAGCCAAUCUCUUCUGUUGGAGAGUCUGCAUCUUCUACGACGACAUAUUACAACAUCACAACAAUCAGUACACCAAUAACUUCUAUGGGGAGGCCACAAGAUGUGACCCAAGUGAGUUCAUCUUAUAUGGAUUCACAUAGCUCUCAUAUGCCACACAUGACUGGGCCAAACUCACAAACCGAUUAUCGAGGUCCUUCAGACAUUCCACCUCCAGUGCCUUUCCACCCGCCAGUUGGGCCUCCACCUGCACUUGGUCCAUUACCAAUGACUGUUCCACCCCCCAUGCAUAUUCCACUGCCGAUGUCAGGGCCACCUCCUAUUUCUGGACCACCUCCAAUGCAAAUGCCUCCACCAAUACAAGGCCCACCUCCACCUCAUGGGGAAAAUGACCCGUCACAAUAUCCACCACCUGGCCCAUACGCACCUUACCAAAAUCAGUGGGGAAACAGUCCACAGUUUGAUGCUUCAAGAGGACCACCACCUCCUCCAAUAGUUACACCCAGAGGACCACCACCUUCAGUCCCACCAAUAGGUCAAAGAGGACCUCCACCUCAAAUAUUUAAUAACAACAUGCCCCCGCAUCAUAUAGGAUCACGAGGCCCACUUCCUGGUCCUCUUCCACCUGGUCCACCACCCCCUCCUUUUGAUGGACAAAGAUUCAACGGGCCUCCCCCACCUUUCAGCUUCCCUGGUCCCCGAGGCCCACCACUACCAUUUGGAGGCCCUCCCCCUGGUCAUUUUGACAGCAGGGCACUGCCACCAUCUCACUUCCCUGGGCCAAGAGGCCCUCCUCACAACAUUGGGGAACCUGGACCACCGCCUAAGAUCCCAAGAGGACCUGCUGACAAUGAUGGUGGAAGUUAUCAGCCAGGGAUUGAGCAACCCCAGGGAAAAACGGCAUCACACAAUUACAGAGACAAUCAGGGACCCUUACAUGGGCCUCCGUUUAGGGGACCUCCACCAAGCCACUUUGAUGGACGAAGAGGCCCACCUAGUUCUGCAGGAGAUAUUCCAGGGCAUCGAUUUCCUCCUCCUCCAAACCAAUUUCGUGGUUCACCGCAGGAUAGAGUAUCCUUUGAAGAGCCGAGAGGAGGAGGGUCUUCCCAAGACUUGGAAAGACACAGGGGUCCUACCCCUCAGCAUUUUGGAGGGCCAAGAGCUCCCCUGCCAGGACACUACUCUGAUAAUGAUGCUGGAGGUCAGACGUCACGCUACCAGCUCAAUGACCAUCUAAAUGACAUAAGACCUGUAAGGGGGCCUCUGUUACCUACUCCUUCUGAAGGUCCCAUCCCGGUACCAGGCCGCAUGGGUGGGCAUAGCCCAGAAUCCCAUCGUGAUGACCACUGGAGAAGACACUCCCCUGAAAUGAGAAGACGCAGCAGCUCAACUCGAGAUGGUUCUGAAACUCAGGACAGGUCAAGUCGCUUUGACAGUGGCCCCCGUGAUCGAGAUGGAGAAGAAAGGCAACGAGAUGUGUCUGAAGACAGAAGGAGGGAUAGAGACAGGGAUGGGCUGCAUGGAAGCCGAUCAUGGGGCUGGACCAGAGACCGUGAAUGGGAUCGUGGUAGGGAGAGAGACCGCGAUAGAGAUAGGGAUAGAGACCAUAGUAGAGAUAGGGAUAGAGAUAGGGAGAGGGACCAUAGCAGAGAUGGGGAUAGAGAUCGAGAGAGAGACCACAGUAGAGACAGGGAUCGGGAUCGCAGCAGGGAGAGGGACCGGGAGAAAGAGCGUAGCAGGGACCGGGACCGGGAGAGAGAGCGUAGCAGGGACCGGGAGAGAGAGCGUAGCCGGGACCGGGAAAGAGAGCGUAGCAGGGACCGGGAGAGAGAGCGUAGCAGGGAUAGGGACAGGGAGAGAGAGCGUAGCAGAGACAGGGAGAGAGAGCGUAGUAGGGACAGGGAUAGGGACAGGGAGAGAGAGCGUAGCAGGGACAGGGAGAGAGAGCGUAGUAGGGACAGGGAGAGGGACAGGGAGAGAGAGCGUAGCAGGGAGAGGGACAGGGAGAGAGAGCGUAGCCGGGAGAGGGACCGCAGUAGAGGUAGAGACACCGAUCGGCACAGAGAAGGAGAUGGGGACAAGAGAAGGGAUCGGGAACGGGAUAGAGAUCGUGGCAGGGAGAGAGAAAGAGAAUCGGACAGAAAAGACCAUGACCGGGACAGAGGAAAGAACAGAGAAAGGGAUAGAGACCGUGACCGAGAUAGAGAGAGUAGAGACAAAAGACGAGAACGCUCAAGGAGCCGUGACCGGGACCGUGGAAGAGAAAGAGACAGAAGAGAGCGGGACCGAGAGCGGGACCGAGACAGAGAGAGGGAGAAGGACAGGGACAGGGAGAAGGACCGGGACAGGAGACAGAGGAGCAGAAGCAAAGACAGAAAAGAGGAGAAAAAAGACAGAUCUGAGACCUCAAGGGACACUGAGAAAUCUACUGAUAAUGAAGUCAUGUCAUAAUUUUUUUUUUUCCCCCCCCUACAGUGGUCAUGACAUCCUUCACGUUUGUCCAACUUUGGUAACCCCACCCCCCCACCCCCCAAAAAAAAAAAGAUUUUUGCAUGUUUGCAAAACUAAUCUACAUGGGUAGUUUUGAAAACAGUUUUGACCAUUUUUCGCUGCUUCCAUGACACAUUUUGUGCUCUUGGUUACAUUCAAGGACAUUGAUCUUGUGAAUUUCAUUUAAAGAUCUUAUUAGAGGGAUGUCGUCGUACCAUGCUACCCAUCACCUGCUAAAAUAUAUUUUAAAAGUACAUAAAGACGUGUAAAUAUGUAUUUGUGUAUAUACAUGUACGUUUUUAACUGUUCUUUUUUUUCUAGUAGAGAAGUGAAGCCAUAUAGCUUAAAAGGAUUACUGUAAGAAGGAUAAACCGUGGCCUUGAUGAACAAGGUCUCUGUAUGGUAAAACUUGUUCAGCAGUCAAUAAACACACCUGCAAGCUGUCAUCAGUCAGAUGUUCUGUAAGCUUUAUCCGGUUUUGUUUAUUAAACCACUCUUUGUACAAGA
Molecule: messenger RNA, 8850 nt
Organism: Neoarius graeffei (lesser salmon catfish)
Lineage: Eukaryota; Metazoa; Chordata; Actinopteri; Siluriformes; Ariidae
Gene: dido1
Product: death inducer-obliterator 1
Exons: 17
Coding region: 547-8304 (2585 amino acids)
Biological process (GO): DNA-templated transcription; apoptotic signaling pathway
Cellular component (GO): nucleus
Source: RefSeq, a predicted model, not a curated record